AGCAUGGUAGAGCAUUACUACCGCAACGUGCACGCCGUCGUCUUCGUUUACGACGUCACGAAAAUGAGCUCCUUCACCAACCUCAAGACGUGGAUCGAGGAGUGCAACGGGCACGCGGUGCCCCCCCUCGUCCCCAGGGUGCUGGUGGGGAACAAGUGUGACUUGAAAGACCUGAUCCAAGUGCCAUCCAGCAUGGCCCUCAAGUUUGCCGACGCUCACAACAUGCUUUUGUUUGAGACCUCGGCCAAGGACCCUCAGGAGAGCCAGAACGUGGAUGCCAUUUCCAUGUGCCUGGCCUGCCGGCUGAAGGCCCAGCGCUCGCUGCUCUGCCGGGACCUGGAGGGGCGGCCGGGCCAGGCUCGCCGCCUGGAGCCGACGCACGACGCCAACGGUAAGAACUCCUGCCCGUGCUGA
Mesitornis unicolor (brown roatelo) is the source of this 414-nucleotide messenger RNA. It is a transcript of the gene RAB33A, whose product is annotated as RAB33A, member RAS oncogene family. The transcript has a single exon. Gene Ontology annotation, molecular function: GTP binding; GTPase activity. The annotation marks the transcript as partial. Lineage: Eukaryota; Metazoa; Chordata; Aves; Mesitornithiformes; Mesitornithidae. The record is from RefSeq and is a predicted model, not a curated record. Gene Ontology annotation, cellular component: Golgi apparatus; endosome.